Messenger RNA from Mus caroli (Ryukyu mouse), 565 nucleotides. Its product is annotated as C-C motif chemokine 2. The record is from RefSeq and is a predicted model, not a curated record. NCBI's taxonomy places the organism in Eukaryota, Metazoa, Chordata, Mammalia, Rodentia, Muridae. Gene Ontology annotation, cellular component: extracellular region. Gene Ontology annotation, molecular function: chemokine activity; CCR chemokine receptor binding. Gene Ontology annotation, biological process: eosinophil chemotaxis; positive regulation of GTPase activity; chemokine-mediated signaling pathway.
GACAGACGGGAGGAAGGCCAGCCCAGCACCAGCCAACUCUCACUGAAGCCAGCUCUCUCUUCCUCCACCACCAUGCAGGUCCCUGCCACGCUUCUGGGCCUGCUGUUCACAGUUGCCGGCUGGAGCAUCCACGUGCUGGCUCAGCCAGAUGCAGUUAACGCCCCACUCACCUGCUGCUACUCAUUCACCAGCAAGAUGAUCCCAAUGAGUAGGUUGGAGAGCUACAAGAGGAUCACCAGCAGCCGGUGUCCCAAAGAAGCUGUAGUUUUUGUCACCAAGCUCAAGAGAGAGGUCUGUGCUGACCCCAAGAAGGAAUGGGUCCAGACAUACAUUAAAAACCUAGACCGGAACCAAAUGAGAUCAGAACCUACAACUUUAUUUAAAACAUCUGCCCUAAGGUCUUCAGCACCUUUGAAUGUGAAGUUGGCCCGUAAAUCUGAAGCUAAUGUAUCCACUACCUUUUCCACAAUCACCUCAAGCACUUCUGUAGGAGUGACCAGUGUGACAGUGAACUAGUGUGACUUGGACUGCGAUGCCUUAAUUAAUAUUAAACUUAUUUAACUUA